Messenger RNA from Miscanthus lutarioriparius, 1344 nucleotides. The record is from the annotation of a GenBank genome assembly. Lineage: Eukaryota; Viridiplantae; Streptophyta; Magnoliopsida; Poales; Poaceae.
AUGCUCUCUUGCCUCGAGUUGUUGACUCUCGCUGGGGCUGUCGCGGCGGCUGGGCUACUGGGUUCAUCCUCCCGGGUCACGGCGGCUGUUCAGGCUGAAGUUAUUGAGCUGACAGCACUAAGAUAUAAUAGCUUGAGAAUCUCAAUGAGUUGCUUUUCUAUAUUUUGCAAGAAAAGAAGGGCAACGCGGCAACCAAGUUCCCACCAUAAUGAAGACGUACCUGGUGGUACAAAUAUAACAAAAUACACUUAUAAGGAGCUAGUCAGGGCAACAGAUAACUUUAACCAAUCGAACAAGAUUGGUGAGGGUGGUUUUGGUUCCGUUUACAAGGGACAGCUCAGGAAUGGAACAAUUAUUGCUGUCAAGGUCCUUUCGACGGAGUCAAGACAAGGAGUAAGGGAGUUUCUGAAUGAGCUCGUGGCUUUUUCUGGCAUCUCACAUGAUAAUCUUGUGAAACUUUAUGGGUAUUGUGUGGAAGGAGACCAAAGAAUACUUGUUUACAACCAUCUUGAAAAUAAUAGCCUUGCACAAACACUUCUAGGCUCGCGCCACAGCAAUAUCCAGUUCAAUUGGGAAACUCGAGUAAAUAUUUGCCUUGGCAUUGCACGGGGAUUAGAAUACCUCCAUCAUGGUGUCAGCCCCCACAUUGUUCAUCGAGACAUUAAAGCAAGCAAUAUACUUCUUGAUAGGGAUCUUACCCCAAAAAUCUCUGAUUUUGGUCUAGCAAAGCUUCUUCCACCAAACGCGACACAUGUUAGCACAAGAGUUGCAGGAACACUAGGCUAUUUGGCUCCUGAAUAUGCUAUUCGAGGACAAGUGACACGCAAAUCAGAUGUUUACAGUUUUGGCGUUCUCCUUCUAGAAAUUGUUAGUGGGAGAUCAAACAGCGAUACAAGAUUAGCAUAUGAAGAUCAGAUACUCCUUGAAAAGUUCCCAGAGAUCACCAAUGGGGUUCUCCUCUUGCAGACAUGGAUGUAUUAUGAGCAGGGGAUUUUGGAGAAAAUCAUAGACAGAUCUUUGGGCAGCGACUUGGAUGUUGCACAGGGUUGCAGAUUCCUGAAAGUCGGGCUGUUGUGUACACAAGAUGUCACGAGACACCGGCCUGACAUGUCAAAGGUCAUCGCCUUGCUUACAGGCGAAACGGAUGUCGAGUCAGAGAGGAUCAGCAAGCCCGCUAUAAUCAGUGACUUCAUGGAUCUCAAGAUCAGGAGCAUGAGGAAAGCGAAUGACAUCGCUACGUCCUCAACAUUCCUGUCCUCUCUCAUGGCACAUUCUUCGCCUAUGCUGUCGAAUGAGACGACACAAGCCUCCAUGACAUCCACUGGUAUAUCGGAUCGUGAGUGA